Ctenopharyngodon idella (grass carp) is the source of this 4183-nucleotide messenger RNA. RefSeq names its product histone deacetylase 11 (gene hdac11). The coding region runs from base 245 to 1372 and encodes 375 amino acids. The record is from RefSeq and is a predicted model, not a curated record. Gene Ontology annotation, molecular function: histone deacetylase activity. The transcript is spliced from 13 exons. Lineage: Eukaryota; Metazoa; Chordata; Actinopteri; Cypriniformes; Xenocyprididae.
CAGUACUGAGUACUGAAGUUGCGCUCGAGCGCUCGUCCGCUGCAGCGCGCCGUCCAGAGGCUCUGCGCUGCGCCACAAUAACUAACCCGCUCCGUGGAUGGUAAAUCCGUUUAACCCUUCAAUGGGAGGACUGUUAAGGUCAUGUUUUCCUGGACUGCAUGCACCAGCCAAAAAACUACCAUAGAGAUGAAGUGGAAUGCUAAUGAAUAGAUCUCCAGCUGAAAUUUGACAUGCUGUGGCCACAAUGUCCAAAAAAGAAGAUUCAGGAGGAAAGAAAAGCUCCCACCAAACUGAACUUUACGCAGAGGUCCCUGCAUCAUGCCUGCCUAUUGUCUAUUCCCCAGAGUACAACAUCACCUUCAUGGGUCUGGAAAAGCUGCAUCCCUUUGACGCUGGCAAAUGGGGCAAGGUCAUUCGCUUCUUGAAAGAAGAGCAGUUCAUCACCGAUGAGAUCAUCGUUCCAGCCCGGGAGGCCAGCGAGGCGGAUCUUCUUGUGGUUCAUACUACACGUUACCUGAACAGACUCAAGAACGCUAUCUUGGAGGGCUCCAGAGAGUGGUCUCUGGUAGUUGCCACCAUCACAGAAAUCCCACCUCUCCUGUUCCUGCCCAACUUCCUGGUGCAGCGCAAAGUUCUGAAACCUUUGCGAACGCAAACGGGAGGAACCAUCAUGGCUGGAAAGCUGGCAAUGGAUCGAGGAUGGGCAAUAAAUGUGGGAGGAGGCUUCCACCACUGCUCUAGUGACAAAGGCGGAGGUUUUUGUGCCUAUGCUGACAUCACACUCGCAAUCCAGUUUCUCUUUGAGAGGGUGGAGGGAGUUGCCAGGGCCACCAUCAUCGAUCUAGAUGCCCAUCAGGGAAAUGGCCACGAGCGGGAUUUCCUGGAAGACAGACGCGUUUACAUAAUGGAUGUCUAUAAUCGCCACAUCUAUCCAGGAGAUGGAUAUGCAAAGAGGGCGAUUAAACGAAAAGUGGAGUUGGACUGGGGCACAGAAGACAUGGAGUAUCUACAGAAGGUGGAGCUCCAUUCAGAAGGGGCGCUGAAUGAAGUACGGCCUGACAUUAUCAUAUAUAAUGCAGGCACAGACAUCCUUGAUGGAGACCCUCUAGGAGGUCUGGCUAUAUCCCCGCAGGGUAUCGUAAAGAGAGAUGAGAUCAUCUUCAGGGCAGCCCGGCGGCGAGGAAUACCCAUCCUUAUGGUGACAUCAGGGGGAUACCAGAAGAAGACCGCCCGCAUCAUCGCUGACUCCAUCAUGAAUCUGCACAGACAGGGUUUGAUUGGUGAAGAGGCUGUAGAGGGUGCGGGACCCUCACAUGUGCCAUUUAUGAUGACCAAAUCUGUCUCAUCAGGGGCCGUGUUGGCUGCCAUUUAAAUUCCUCUGAUCUCUGGUCAAGUGUGUCAAACACGCUGUUAAUUUACCUAAUGCAAAAAUUUAGAACUAAUAUAUAAUGUUCUGGGUGGUUUGGAUCGAGAUUGACUCAGGAUAGUUUUCGUAGUUCAUCGUUUUGAACUAUUUAACUCGUAUGUUGCAUUUUUUGUGAUAGUUUUAGAAUUAAAUUUUAAGAUCGGGUAAUAUUUAAAAUUUUUCCCUCAUUUCUUAAGGGUGUUUUAUGCAAUGCUUGUUUGCACGUUCAAUUUUUAAAGGAAUAGUUUACUCAAUAAUAAAUUCUGCUCACCCUCAUUACAAAUCCACUCAGUUUUAUUAUAUGGAAAUGCAUGUUUCUUAUUUUGUGUUUCACCGAAGAAAGAAAGUUUGGAAUGACAGAAUUUUCAUUGUUGGGUGAACUAUCCCUUUAAACAUUUUUAACUGAUGCUCACAGAUUGGGCAUUGAAAAGGAAAUUGAUUUCUUAUCAAUUUCAAAAAAAAUAAAAAAUCUAUGAAUGAAUCUAACAUAUGAAUAUUGUGCAUUCAUACGUUCCUCUAGAAAUCCCCAGUGUGAGAUACACGAGAAAAAUUUACCGCAUGAUUUUAUUGAACAAUUUGUGGCAGCUCUCUCCAACACUAAUUAGAUUUAUUCAGUAUUAAAUUAUGGCAUUAUGAAUCAAUUUUGGAUUCAUUACAGAUUCCUCAUUGUGUCAGCCUGCUCUGCUAUAACACUUUAAAAUAUUCUGUCACAUUAAAUGGAAGUUUCUUUUAGAGAUGUGCUUUUGAGACCCGUUCGUUUUAGCAGCACGCAGGAAUUCUAGUUUGUGUGCAUCAGCAGGUGGACCACUGUCAGUCUGAGAGCUUUCCGUCAUAUUACACCUGGCAGGCUUUUGAAAUGUCUUCAGGCUGAGGCCGGGGCUCUCUCUAUUAGGAAAUGAAACUCUUCAUUGGAAAGUCUGAGAGACAUUGCAGUUGGUUACCAGUGACAGUUCUAAAGCCGUGAUCUUGUCUGACUCAAUUUAACAAAAUGGUUCCUGUCAUCUAGAGAAUAAAUAGGAGAUGAUGACACUGUUUUUUUUUUUAAAUUAUUAUUAUUAUUAUUGCCCAGAUUUUAAAUUCUAGUGUGAAAUCAAGAUUCUCACUUUUCAGGUUUUAUGUCAGUUUUAUUCUGUGAUUUUAUUUUUAGACAUCAAGUGUAGAACUGUCUAUAAUUUUUACUCAAUGAGUUUAUUACUCCACACAUAUUUACCAUUGGAUUUGUCACUUUAUUGACAUAUUAAGCUUUGAGUUUAUUUGAAGAUAUGGUUCACCCAGAAAUGAUUCUGUCAUCAUUUAUUUACCCUUAUGUCUUUCCAAAUCUGUUUAACUUUUUUUCUUGUGGGACACAUAAAUUAUGGAGCCUCUAAAGGGACCUGGUGAUAGAAAAAAAUAUGAUAUGGUGAAGAUAUAUAUAUAUAUAUAUAAUUUUUCUUCUCGUAUUUUCUUCCAACACAACCUCUGGUCACUAUCCACUGUCAUUGUAUAGAAUAGAGCAGCAUGAACAUUCUCCAAAAUAUCUCCUUUUGUGUUCUGCAGAAAAAGUCAAAUGUUUGAGGGGACACAGAGGGACUUUUAAUGAGCUCUCACUUUUAUUUAGUUUUAUUUUAAGUUGGUAUUCAGAGGAUUGUCUUCGUAAGGAGCGAGUAAUGAGUCAUGAACUUUGUGUAAGGCACUUAUACUCCGGUUGCAGGGGUAAUUGUCAUGGCUCUGAUCUGUUGAGUGAAAGUCAUAGAAACUAAUUCCAUCAACCCUGUUCAUGUGGUGACUAAUAAAGAUUUACUGGUGUAAGUGGCCCUUCAGACCUUUCUGCAAUAAAUUGCUCUUAAAGCACAGAAUAAUAUAACAUUGCUUUGUUUGAGCGUCUCGACCACCGCUACAUUGCAACCAAUGGCAUGAUUUUGCGGUGGGACUAUAUUUUUGUGUGGCUAAUGGUAGAUGUGGAGAAUGUUUGAUGGUGCUAGUGGUACAGAAACUACAAACAAAACCUUUAAGAGUAAAUUGACAUGUAAUUCUUCAAAUCUACUGAAAUAAUAUGAUUGUUGUUAUUUAUUUUGUGAUUUGUUUUUGUUUACAUUGAUACCUCCCAUUCCAAGUAUCCCGUUAUUAAUUUAAGUUAUUAAUUUUUUUUUUUAGGUCUUAUGAGUCUGAUAUUGCACUAGGGAGCUGGAGGGAUCUUGGUAAUGGAUACUAAUGAGUAUAGUAGGGCUCUUUUUGUCCCUUUACUUUCUUUUUCUUUUUAAUGAAAGCCGUCAAAAGGAUGCGUAUGGAGGUCACUUGAAAGACGUGAACCCUUUAGUUCUAGCCAGCAGUUUAAUGGAUCCGUACAUGAAAAGGACCACUGUGGUCCUGCUUGAACAAAUGACUUGGCUUACUGAUGAGUAUGUUCAUAGAUCUAAAAGGUUUGGUUAAUAACAUUGCAUAACAGUGAUUUUUCUAUACGAACACUAGCACUUGUGUUUUUUGCCACUGUAUGAAACAUGUAUAUUCAUUUUGUUCCUUUGUCUUAAAUAAUUUUUGAUAUUAAAUUACUUACAAAUGAAUUAUUUAACUCAUUAAUCAUAUCAAUAUCUAUUUAAACCUGUGUUUCAUGUAAAGAAAUACUUCAGCACUUGGGUAAUAUACAGUACAUUUAUACAUAAAUCUGUAGAGAUGGUGGUUUGUUAACAUCUAACAAGUGUGCCAAGUGUUUUCAUGCUGGGUUUAUGUUCUUUUGUACCUGCACUUUUAAUGCCAUUUUUAUGUAAGAACAGGGAAAAUAAAUCAAUUCUAACAAUGCAA